AAAUUCAGGCCGUUUCUCGAAGAUUUCCCGCGCGAUAAUGCUGAGGCUCGGCGUGAAGAAGCUCGCGGGGCUGGCCGGCGCCGCCGCGGGGCCGGCGGCGGGGACGGGGCCGGCGCGGGUGGUGCCGCCGCUGCGGCUGUACCACGAGCGGGUGGUGGACCACUACAACAACCCGAGGAACGUCGGGUCGUUCGACAAGAACGACCCGGCGGUCGGGACGGGGCUGGUCGGGGCGCCGGCGUGCGGCGACGUGAUGAAGCUGCAGAUCAAGGUCGACGAGGAGACCGGGAAGAUCGUGGACGCGCGAUUCAAGACGUUCGGCUGCGGUUCCGCCAUCGCGUCUUCCUCCGUCGCGACUGAAUGGGUGAAAGGGAAGCAGAUGGAGGAAGUUUUAUCCAUUAAAAACACGGAAAUUGCAAAGCACCUCUCUCUUCCACCUGUUAAGUUACACUGCAGCAUGCUUGCCGAGGAUGCAAUAAAGGCAGCCGUAAAAGAUUAUGAAGCUAAACGUGCUAAGUUGGAUGGAAGCAGUGAUAGUGCUAAGGAUGCACCUCUCGAGAAGGCGGCUGAUGCCUGAAUCUGUCCAUGGAAUGAUGAUGAUGAUACCUCUGGGAAGGCGGCUGAUUGCUGAAGCUGUCCAUGAAUGAUGAUGACGGUCUAUACAGAAUCGUAUCUCGUGGCUUGAAGCUGUAAUAAUGGACUUGGAAAAUGUAAAGAAUACUUUUUUUCUGAGAACAGAAGCCUUUAUAGUUGAUAUUACCUAAGGCA
Messenger RNA from Eucalyptus grandis, 768 nucleotides. It is a transcript of the gene ISU1, whose product is annotated as iron-sulfur cluster assembly protein 1-like. The record is from RefSeq and is marked provisional. Gene Ontology annotation, biological process: iron-sulfur cluster assembly; intracellular iron ion homeostasis. Lineage: Eukaryota; Viridiplantae; Streptophyta; Magnoliopsida; Myrtales; Myrtaceae. Gene Ontology annotation, cellular component: cytoplasm; mitochondrial matrix. Gene Ontology annotation, molecular function: 2 iron, 2 sulfur cluster binding; ferrous iron binding.